This is a messenger RNA of Pelecanus crispus (Dalmatian pelican), 447 nucleotides long. NCBI's taxonomy places the organism in Eukaryota, Metazoa, Chordata, Aves, Pelecaniformes, Pelecanidae. The record is from RefSeq and is a predicted model, not a curated record.
CAAUCUGCUCAUCGUGCUGGUCUCAGGAGUUUCAUCCGCUACGGCUGGGGGUGGAGCUGGAGAGUAGCCGCUUUUGUGACAAUAUUCAACACAGUGAGCACUGGUCUGUCUGUGUACCGUAAUAAAACCACCAUCAGUAAUUUUGCUUCGGCCGGAGCCUUCACAGGAGCCCUUUUCAGAAUGCACUUGGGCCUGCAGGGACUGGCAGGCGGCUUCGUGUUCGGAACAGCGUUUGGGAUCCCUGCAGGGGGCCUCUUAAUGAUAAUGCAGAAGCUUGCUGGUGAGACCUUGCAGGAGAAGAGAAAUCGUGAGCGCAGGGAGCUGUAUGAACAGAAGGCAGCAGAGUGGCAAUCCAGGCUCAGUGUGACUGAAGUCUUAGGCCAAACGGAAAGCAAUGCCCAGGGAGGACCGGAGAUGGAGAGAGCAAGAGAAUCUAGGAGCUACUGA